AUGCUACCAUGCAUUAAUUGGCUUCAGCCUCUCCUUGCAUUGAUUUCCUCUUCCUUACUCACAAGAGGCCACAACUGCCCUUUCAGGUGCUUGUGUCCCGAUCACCACACCGUAAACUGCACAAACCGAGGCCUUACUCGAGUCCCAGACUCUAUCCCUUUGAAUGUUCGUCGUCUUUUGCUCUCCAACAAUUGGAUUCCUUGGAUCCCCGCUGAUUUCCUUGUUCUUUAUACUGAUUUGGUCUAUCUGGAUCUAAGGAACAACUCCCUCUCGCAGCUCGAGCCUGGUACCCUGAGCACCUCAUCUAGAUUAGUCUUCUUGGACCUAGGGUGCAACAAUUUAACAGAAAUCCCUUCAGAAACUUUUGAGGAAUCAAGGAGUCUUAUCAAGCUACGACUUGGAAAUAACCCCUACCUGAGCAUGGUUCGAAAAAAUGCUUUUGUGGGGUUAACUUCAUUGAGGGAGUUGGAGCUGCAACAAAAUGGUUUCACUGUUCUUGAUGUUGGAGUUCUGGAGCCCCUUCCUUCCCUGCAAGUUCUGCGUCUGGAGGGCAAUCCCUGGCUGUGCAACUGCCAAUUUGCCAAACUGUUUAUGUGGAUGAAAGCAAACCAACACAAGCUCCCAUCAGGUAUCGAGGGGUUAGAGUGUUCCUUAUCCGAGGAUGGACAUCGCAUUCCUCUUAAGUUACUCUCUGAGGACAGCUUCAAAGACUGCACUAAUGUCCUGACCCUUACCGACUACCUUAUAGUAAUUUUUUCUGGUAUCUCUGCCUCAGUCGCUGCAAUAGUGGCCAGUUUUCUCUUGGCUUCCACAGUCCAUUGCUUCCAACGGCUCCGUAAAGGCACCAAGACUGAUGAGGAAGACGGAUAUAACUAGCAUGCUGGAAAAUAGUUGAACACAAACCUUAUGCUGACAGAUAAUGUGUAUUCUACAUAAAUGUUGUUGUACAAAAAAAGCUUGCACUAAGAAAGUGGUUAUGUACAUUAGAAGUUGUAUUUGCAUGGUUUAAAAUGACAACUUGAGCUUUUUUGUUGGGGGGGUCAAACUUUUAAAAUGUCAUUAAAGCCACCUGUGUUUCACAAGAAUAUAAGAUUGAGUACAUGCAGAGCGAGGGCUAGAAAGCACUGACAAAGGGAAAUGUUUUGCUACAUUCAUACCAGUCAUGUGCAUGUUUACACGUUUACACAGACUUUUCAUUGGAAGUGGUCGCUUGGGCGCUGAAGACAGUGUGAACUCAGCCUCAGGGUUCUGAAUCAGCUGUGGGGAACCACAGGAAGGCGGUACAUAUAUCUAAACAGUGAUGUCUUUUCUCCAAUCUGACUAAUAAGACAUAAUUAUACUGCAAGAAUUAGAAUAAUGUCUAAAUGUUUGUACAGUCUGUUUGCCCUGUUUGAAGAGCAUGACAGUAAUUUAAAAAGUGCCUACUUAACCACCUGGAUAACCAGCCCAGUCUCAGUAAAAUGCGUACAUGU
Molecule: messenger RNA, 1472 nt
Organism: Oryzias melastigma (Indian medaka)
Lineage: Eukaryota; Metazoa; Chordata; Actinopteri; Beloniformes; Adrianichthyidae
Product: leucine-rich repeat-containing protein 38-like
Exons: 2
Coding region: 1-876 (291 amino acids)
Cellular component (GO): voltage-gated potassium channel complex
Molecular function (GO): transmembrane transporter binding; potassium channel activator activity; voltage-gated potassium channel activity
Source: RefSeq, a predicted model, not a curated record